GUUAGCAGUUGAGAAAAAAAUCAUCUAAAAGAAGCACAGAUUCUUCCAUCCAUCCUAUCAACAAAAAAGGAAUCAAGAGAACAAGAAGGAGAGCGUUUUCCUCUGCAUUUCAUUUAUCUUGAAGAUCAGUCAGAAAAAGAAACUCGGCAUCAUCUGUGACAGACAGUGGAAAGAAAAAUGCCAGUGAAAUGUUGUUUUUACAGGUCACCAACGACAGAAACAAUGGUGUGGUCUGAAAAUAUGGACACACUUUUAACCAACCAAGCUGGUUUGGAUGCUUUUCGAACAUUUCUAAAAUCAGAGUUUAGUGAAGAAAAUGUUGAGUUCUGGCUUGCCUGUGAAGACUUCAAAAAAACAGAAAGUGCAGAAAAAAUUGCUUCUAAAGCCAAGAUGAUUUAUUCUGAAUUCAUUGAAGCUGAUGCCCCUAAAGAGAUCAACAUUGACUUCAGUACCUGGGACCUCAUCUCAAAGAAUAUUGCAGAACCAACUCUCAAAUGUUUUGAUGAGGCUCAGAAGUUAAUCUAUAGUCUUAUGGCCGAGGAUUCUUUUCCUCGAUUUCUAAAGUCAGAGAUUUAUAAGAAACUGGUAAAUAGCAAACAGGUUGGAAAUCAUAAGAAAUGGUUCCCUUUUUUGUAAGAAGGUAAAUGAUAA
Molecule: messenger RNA, 651 nt
Organism: Leptonychotes weddellii (Weddell seal)
Lineage: Eukaryota; Metazoa; Chordata; Mammalia; Carnivora; Phocidae
Source: RefSeq, a predicted model, not a curated record